Molecule: messenger RNA, 8568 nt
Organism: Spirometra erinaceieuropaei
Lineage: Eukaryota; Metazoa; Platyhelminthes; Cestoda; Diphyllobothriidea; Diphyllobothriidae
Source: the annotation of a GenBank genome assembly
AUGUGUUCCAUCUAUCCCCAGCUUGUUGUUGUGCUCCUGGCAAUGUUUGCCGUUUCUGGUACUUUCGGAAAUGUGAUCGGUAAGUCAAACAAACCUCAUUUAUUUAAUCGGUACUUCUAUUUCGUCGAAGGUGUUUAACCAGCGGCAGAGCUCUCGAAUUGUAUCAUAGCUCAUAUCUAAAAUGGAUAAUUUGGUGGAACCCUUAGGAUCUGGUAGACUGGUCGGCCGUUUUAAUGCUUGAAAAUUUUGAUUAAUACUGUGCUUUCAAGCAUAUUUGGUAGUGGCCUCUGUUUGUUAUUUUCUAUGGCUUGGUCCGUUUAAAAUCCAAAACCCCAAAGUGCGACGUCUAAAAUAAACAUUUGACGAAUUUAAUCGCGCACAAGGAUGCCAAAUAGUUAUAAAAUAGCAAACUUGAAACUACUACGGCAAACACAUGCCGUCCGAUUCGGGGAAUGCCAUAGGUCACGUAAACCGUCAGUUAAUGACCACUGCUUGUCCGGCACACAGGAGACUGCAAUAAUGAGCUCUGAAAUCGUAUUAAGUCAACAUUUUUCUUCGAACCCAAAGCAGCUUUUUGACAGAGAGAACUUUCAAGUUGGAUCUUAAAUUUCACGAAGUUGCACACAAAAUGUAGCCACACAGGCAACAGCUAGGUCACAGUCUCCUUCAAUAAAGUAAAAGAUUAUUGGCGUUAUCUGCCAAAAAUGUUGGUGGAAUUGUGGUUUAGGUGCGUCUCUGCCCUUUUUUUAGAUAAGGGCCAGGCCAAAAUCGAUGAAAAAAAUCAAAAAUCAUCGGAUUCUAUUUUUUCAGGUAAUUAUAUUUUGUUUGUGUGAUAUCUUGAAGUAAUUUGACAUUCGCUUCCACUGAAGUAUGCGAGUAUAGCGGUCUUCAACUAACGGAUCUAAAUUUCCCGAUUCAGCAGGGAUGAUGCACCACGUACAGUUGAUUCAGUUUAAAGAAUUUGUUUUGCUUGACAGAAGCGUGUUGAACAGUACCCUUAAUCUGGUGUGGUUAACGUGCGGGCUUACACAUCUCACGAUUUCGGGGUUUGAUGUCGUCAAGAGAUUUAAGAGCACUACUUUAUCAUUAUUUCCGUAAUAAAUAAUGAAAUGUUUUGUAACUGACGAAGUUUUCUUAUACAUCAUGCGGGCAAGAAAAUCAAGACUUUAUAUUUGCGCCCUGAAGCCGGAUUUUUGCUCAUUUACGACGGAUCGGGUUCAAACAUCUUGUCAAUUCCACUUGGCUUUGAGUUUCGCUUGUACACUUAGCUCCACUAUCCUACCCCAGAUCAUGUUAUAAAAUAAAAGUACCAACUCGUUGUCUGCCACACUAGGCCGUUGUCGCAGUGCUCUCAAUAAACCAAAUGUUUUAGUAACCAGACACUUGAUCCAACGGGUUUCUUUGGCUACCUGCACAGGUCCACUUCCAACAUUUAAAUACUUGGCGUCCAACAAUAGCAGAACAAGGAGCCAUUAGCAUUCGAUUAUAAAACCUGCUAUCGAUAUUAAAAGGAGAAAACGUUUUGCUGCAAUACUAUCAUGCUGCCACAUUUUAAUACACUUCAGAUAUUGGAUCUCUGUUCUGUAAGCAAUUUAACUUAAUUUAAACCGAUUUGUUUAGUGCCCGUUUUUUGUGAAUUAAUAUUAUAUUUUUAGUCAUUGUGUGCAUACAGCUCUUUUGCUUUAGCAUUCAACGCAUUGCAACUAACAUAUAGUUUACACCAAAGUGCAGAAUUUCGUUUAUUAGUUGCGCGCCACAGUCAUUUAUCCAAAGGCUUAAAGUAUAUUGUUAAAACGAUUUCCAAAUGCUUUUUUUAAAGCCGCUGUCGGCAAACUGGCUUCAAAAGGUAAGCGUGAGAAAUUCCCCUUUUGUUUAUUAAGAAAAACUUAUAGGAGAAAACUAACUUUGUUUUUGUUUUUUAAAGAGCUCCAACAAUUCCUCAGUGAGUAAAACCAAACUUAGAAAUCAUUUAUUCUAUUUUGCGAUUCUUGUUUGAGCGUUUAUAUUUAGAUGUCACUUUAAGUAUGCGAGAACUUCUAAUCAUCGAUCUAUUACGCAUUUGGGUGCAUACUGAACUCGAUGGUCGUUUAAUAUGUCGUCUAUAAUCAGAUAAAUUGCAUAUGUGUACUUCAAAUUUCCCCAUGUUAUUCUUCAUAUAGAACAAUAUGUAUCCGGUGAGGACUCCUCAGGUGAGAUACAGACAGUGUCGCUGAAUGGCAGACGAUUGUUUUUUUUUUAAAUACCACGAUUUGUGGUCGUUUUGCACUAGCCGAGGCUUGCGUGCAACGAUUAAUUCUGAAAUUGUGGCCCUCACGAAAUUUCCAAUUAUUCUUCGUUGGUAAAGAGUAAGAAGUAUUAAAUUGCCACCCUCCGUAUAUAUUUAAAUCACUUAGACACAUCUGCUGACAAUCAGAGUAAAGUUUAUUUCGUUAUGAUAGAAAUAACUAUUUUGCUUAUUUUGGUUACAUGCUAGUAGUAGUCUUUCGUGUUAAUUGCUCAAAUGUCUUUGGUUUUAGAAUUGCUGAAAAAAAUUGGUGAGUUAAUAUAUCCUAAUCCGCUCUAUUCUGGGCAUUAUAAUUUACACAACUCGAAGCAUGGAGGGAAGAAUGUUUUAUUCAAACGCCCUAAAAAGUGUUAUAAUAGGGGUGUAGACAAUGCCCCAAAAACAUACAGUAAGGCAAUAUAAAAUAUUACACUGUAUUUCAGUAAAAAAAUAAAUAAACACUGUAGAACAAUUUGUUAAUUUAAAGUGGAUUAUGCAAUUUUCAUGGUAUUUUUAGGUAAACCCAGCAUUAUAAAUCAUCAACUAAAAUACAGGCAAUAUUUCGUAACCAAAGACAUUUCUUUGAAGCAAAUUGCAGUUCCUAAUAUUCAUAACCAUACUAUAGCCUCCAUUUCUUUUUUAUUAUAAUUUAUUUUCAGAGGGUUUAUUGAAAUCGGUCACCGAUGGUAUGUGCAUAAAUGUUCGACUAUAAUGAAAUAAUAAUGUGCGGCCGUUUGGCCAAAUUUUGCACUACUUUUGCAGGAGUCACUCAAAACUCCAAAUAAAAAAAUAUUUGACAAAAUAUGAAUGGCCAAAUUUUAGUGACCAAUUUUUAGCGAUUAGAAAAUGAUAAGUAUUUAUGGUAAAAUAAAUGAAUUACGUAGACAUCGCAAGCAGUUAGCUUCGUACGGAUUAUAAUAAUUUUUCGCCUUAAACAAUGGCUGCCGUUCAUCUUUUGUAGAAGCGAACGUGCAAAAAUGGAUUAAAGGUAAAACCUUUGCCUACGCUAAAUUAAUUAGACACUGUUUCGUAAGAACCUUACUUUUCCCAGGAUGCAUUUUUUUAUUUUGUCCGCAGUCGGGGAAUUCGUAUAAUUGACGUUACAAGUCGGUUUUCGUAGUACGUUAACGAACAAUCAUUACUUAUGACAAGUUACUAUUAAACACACACGUUAGGGAGAAGUUUCUAUAUUUGGCAUAAUUGCUUGAUCUUAAAAUACAAAUUUACCGACAGAAAGCAAAUAUAACGCGAUUAAAUUGUCUGGAUUUAUUAAGUAAUUGUUUCAAUAGGAUACUACGAACUUGCUAUUAUCCACUGAUAUCCAGCACAUGUACAUCUAAGUUAUUGAAUGUGCAGUUCGCAGACCGGUUUUGCAAACUGGCAAUCAAACUGCGUGUACUGUCGAAACAAGUCGAUUCCCCUUAUCAGAAAACCACACUGGAUUAACAUAAACCGGGCAGGUCUCACGUUUCUAAGAACUGAGAUACACUGAUACAAUCCGUUGAUCAUGAUUGGUCCCAGAGUACAACCUAAAAACUGGAUUUUUUUGGUAUUGCUUGACUAGCGUUAAGACAGUAGUCCCCUCUGUUAUUCGAUUUACGCAGCAGACCGAAGUGUGUGUUUUAUGUCACUAUUUAUAAUUUUUAAAGAAUUUGUAAUGUUGGCCAAACUCUUAUCCUCCUCAUAUUGUUUGGUAGUAUAUGUAAAGAGGUACAGUGUGCACACUUUAUCCAGACAAAGUAAUCCUGUCUGCCUGCGUCAGUGGGGACUAGUUAGCUAGGGUUACGAUUUAAGUCAAACAACACAGUGGACUUAUAUUCAUCCGGCCCUUAGAUUCGGAAAUUUAUCAGAUAUUGCAAACUACCGAUUUAAACUUCUGUCAACCUUCUACUAUCCACCAAAUAUAGAAUUUGAAACGACGAAAGAUCUUGGUAAGUCACACAGGUUUUAUUUUUUGAUUUUGCUUUUUGCGCUCAAUUAUCAAACAAAUGAAUGCCGCCAUAUCAGUCCACCAGUUUCCACCAUUUACUGACCCUGCGAACCGCUGAAAGGAUUGAAGCGUGGUGUGGUACUAGCAAGAGCGUGAACACAUACACCAAACCACUCAGUGGCUUCCCAGGAAAAUAAGGUAAUAUGGUGUCAGAGUGCGUGUUUAGGGAUGCAGAACAGAUAGACUACCAGUGGGAGUUUAAAACCGACAAAAGGACGCAGUUAGGAGUUACCUGUGAAUACGCAUCGCAUUAGGAGUGCAUGCACCAUCAUUGAAGGUUUCGCUUGUUCAUCGAUGGCAUUGCUCCUUGCAGAGUAAAUAACUAAGCGCAAACCACUAUUCGUUUUAUCCUCUCACCUUUUUGGAGAACUCUAUCUUCUGCAGUUUAAUGUAACAUUAUAUAAUGCCCAACUAAAAUAUUGAGAUAAACUUCGAUAAUGCACUUCUCCCUCAUUGGUUCACUGUGCCUUAAUUUAAGUUCGCCUAUUUAAAUUGCACAUUGCAGGUUCCUUCCUACUGAAAAAACUCGAAGGUACUGAUUAAAUAUUUCAUCUCAUAAAAAUAUUUCAUCUGCAUUCUAGGUAAUGUAUACAGUGGUCAUGAUAAAAUCAAAACUUCCUAGAACAUUCUUUGAAAAUGACCAUUAAAAUUGAGAAGUCUUAGUACAGCAGAAGACAUGUGCAACUACCGAAAAGCAGUACUGACAGACAGGCGAUUUAUUUACUUCCAGGUUCGAAGACAGGAAACAAAAUAUACACGGAUGGAGGCAUCUUUUUCGCCUAGUAGCCGUGCGCGUUUAUCUUGUCUGUCUGGUUCAAUUUCCGAGGAAAUCAAUGCGCGAAUUUAGGGUUCAUCCUUUAACGCAAAGGAAUGUGGGCUCGAUUUGAAAGUUGCUAUGAGUAUUAAGACCGAAAUCUAUCAGCUUACAAGGAAUUACUGUAUAGUAUUGACAAGCUACAUGAAACCUGAACUGUAUAUCCCAGAAAACGCAUGGAAAUUCUGGCCAAAAUUUGAUGUGUAUGUUUGAGCUGAAACUCGUCAACUGCAGUGGAAUAACCGCGUAACAUUUGCCAACUGUCGACGACCCCGACAUGUUUCUCAUCUGGUACCUGCGCCGUUACGCGAAGAAAGAUAAAUUUUGGAGAAGCUCUGGCGGCCAAUUUAUAUUUCCUUCCGAAAAGCAUUACGUGCAGCCGUUGCGUGCCAAAACCUGCAGAUAAUUACCUGCUGUUUAGAUCUUGCCGACCAUAACGAUUGAAUGUCUCUCACCGCAUAGACAAUGACUUUAGAUUAGACCACUGGACCUAUUGGCGCCUCCCUGAGAUACGGAUGCUUACUUCACUUGAUAUGACUGACAGUGCGGCCGCGUCCGCCAUUUGUCAGACUAAAGAAGUAAAUCCUAGUUGAAAACAUUAAUUUUUAAUCGGCAAGCUGUUUGCCAUGUGCUGGGAUGCUAUGAUCACAGUAUAGUUACUGAAUAUGACUUGAAUGCGAUUCAUCUUUGGCAUAUUCUGGACGUCAUACACAUGAAGCUAUUCUAACUCCCCUUUUUCUUUAUCGGUGAAGCUGUGCAACACCAUUUAUUUCCGGAGAUACAAAUAUUGCUAGCGUUUCAGAGCGCAAACUGAUGAAGGGGCUAAUGCUUGCUGCGCAGCCAUUGUUUGCAAAACGUUUGAGUAGACAUUUGCUUCCUCCACAACUAUACCUCGGUCGUUUCAGCAGAAAAGUGUUUUCGCCUUGAACAAAAUGGAUUGGUUGAUUUAAGUGAAGCCGCCUCUGGGGGGAAACGAUAGAUUUCAUGUUUUAAACUUGAGGCUACGUUUUGUUGGUACGCUUUGUGAAGAACACCUUGUAGUGUGUCAUCUUCAUAAUGAACCAAAAUUGCAACUUAUACUUUGCAUUUGCUUAUUUUGAAGAAAUAGACUCAAACCCGGAAUUCAGUAAGCAAUAAACACUUGUGUUUGCCAAAGCUAAAAGACUGGAGUUUGUGUGUUUUCAUUUGCGUUUAAUGUCUCAUCCUAUGUUUAUUUGCACAACAAAUUUGCAAGAGAUUAUCAUAGUCAGUGCGAAAUUACCCGCCCAGACCCCGGGCAUCAUCGCAGACGAAAUUGACCAUGUCUUUCAUCUCUAAUAAGUAACAAAGUAAACCCUUAAUGCUUGAAUGCCCGUUUUCUGUGCAUGUGAGUUUGCCUGCCAGUGGGUCGCAUGACCGAAAAAUAAUUGCGACUAGGAGAACUAUGCUCAUAGCCUAGAUGUCCUGGUGUGUGGAUGCACUCUAUUCAAUAUGUGUACUUGUUCUCUGUCGAGCAUUUAGUAAUUACUUGAUUUGCCUAGAUAUCGAGCUAACAUUUAAAUCGUUUUUGUGCUUUUAGAGUCACUAUUUGACUUGCUUUUGACAGGUACCCUAUCUGCCUUCCUUAUCUGUUGCUUGUGCUCCUAUUUCAUAUUUCUCUGCUGUUAAAGGUGAUUAAUAGUAUAUCGUCAGUAUGUGCCUGCGGACCAUGAAUUACUUUUAAUUAUGGGCAUCCUGCAAAUAGCGAUGACGUCAUUAAAUUCACACGUAGACAUUUUUUAUUUUAGCUUUGGUUGAGAAAACGCUUACGGGUACGUGCCUAUUUAACUCGUUUCGACACACUCACUAACGUCAGAGCCGGUGUUUGCUUUUUCCCCUAAAGCCCCUUGUAAAACAUACACCUCAGGUCAGAAGCAUAGCACAGAAUAUUUGGCAUCCUUAUUUUGGUCUAAGUUCGGAAUUUGGCCGCAAUGAACCUGCAUGAUCACGCGUGAAGUUCGUAACUCGCUUUGGAAAGACCUGGGUAGGGGUGCUCCAAAGAAUCUGCAAGUUCAGGCUUCGACAGUGUACAUUGAAGCGUUGGCUGUGCCUCCCACCCCAGCGGAAAUCCUCCGAGAACACCUACCAUUUCUUUCAAAAUAGAAUUUGCCUUACUUAGGGGAUCCAUGUCCGAAAACUAGUGUGAAUUAACUUUAUUCUACUGAAGGGAGUUUGAAUACAUCAUUUUACAUGCACAUCACCUGAACUACCUGCGCCCCGCCUCCGGUCUUCUUGACUCUGUCUUGAAACGGGGUCCAGGGGGGGUGAGGACGAGAGAGUGCGGUAGAUGCUAAGCAAGUCUUGUACCACCAUAAACUAAUUCACGCGCAGAUGCUUGACACUUCUAACAAUGCACAUAGAUGAAGUGCAAGUGUUCUUUCGGAUUGAACUAGGUCAGGAAAUGUGAGACUCCAGUGGCCUGCGCGCUAAGGGCUGCGAGAAGGUCAAUUUCGCCCACUUACAACUUGACGGCUCGAAGGCUUGAUGUAGUUAUUCCAAAUUCCAAACCAUUACUACUACUACUACUACUACUAUCAUUACUACUACUACUACUAAUACUACUACUACUAGUAAUAUUCAAGUGCGUGCAAUCUGUCAGCAACACUGUCUUGCGAGCAUUGACCGGAAAAUGACCGUACGAAUAAAUCCUUCGCCGCUUUAUAACGUCUCAAGCCAAUAUUUCGGGCAGAGAUUAGGACCCAUAAAACGAUGUUCUAUUUUGCCAGCCAGUAUCUUUAUAGUCCUAGAGCUCCAUCAGCAAGCGUGUAAUUUAAAAUUGCACAGUGAAAUACGCAUUCCCUACCGAAAAACCACGUCGGAAGACUCUGUGAGACGAACUGGCCAGUGUAACCCUCGGCAGCUGCAGCAUUUGCGGGCCGAGUUCUGAUGAAACACACGCAUGGGCACUUGGCUUGUUGGCUAAGUUGUUGUUUUUGAAGACAGUUACGCAAGGCGGGUCUGAUUAUAUUUAAUGAAGAGGACGCUCACAUUGUCUGAAUGUUGCUGUACUGCAGCUGCCAGUAGGGGUCCUGGGGAGGCAGCGAAACCCGACACCAGCCCAGCCGGAGUUAUUUAAUAUGCAUCACCGCCUACAGCAAGUUUGGUCGAGUUGAGCGUGCCUUCUUAGGGUGACAUAGGCUUGCCUACUUGAUUGAAAGGUAACAAGGAAUAAACUGUGGGCUGGAUUUCUCCAGAACUAACUCUGUAGUGCCGUAGGAGCGCUUCAGAACACUUAGACGAAAUGGCUCCAUAUUCCUGCUAUGUACUGGUGCUUUGAUAACUCGCACCUCCUGCUGCUUCAAAGCCAUAAAUGACUAUUGUUGUAUGAGGCGCCUAAAAUGCUUGGUCAGUUCUCUGGUAGAUCCCAGGCCUUAUACAAAAUGGAUGAGAUCACGACAUCUCCCUAAAAUACACAUUUUGUUUCUUCAAAUAACCAGACUCAUUUCAUUCAUUUUCGAUCUCCCUGUAGGUGCCUUCCAGUAA